Argiope bruennichi is the source of this 1244-nucleotide messenger RNA. RefSeq names its product NIF3-like protein 1. Lineage: Eukaryota; Metazoa; Arthropoda; Arachnida; Araneae; Araneidae. The transcript has 6 exons. The record is from RefSeq and is a predicted model, not a curated record. Gene Ontology annotation, cellular component: mitochondrion; cytoplasm. Bases 55 to 1218 code for a protein of 387 amino acids.
UCUUGCUAUUGACUUGCAAUGAGUUGAAACUGUUUACUAUUAGAAACAUUUGUUAUGAUAAUAUAUAGACUAUUGAAUUGUACAAUAAUAUCAUUAUUUUCUUUAUCGAAAAGAUCUUGUUUACUUUUGAAAAAUAACAAAAUUCUUUUUCUCAAUAUAAAACACGACUUUCAAAGUAAACUUUGUAAAUACUACACAACUAUGGAUUUAUCUAAUAUAAUAAAAUCUUUUGAAACGUUAGUGCCUAAGCACUUAGCCGAGAAGUGGGAUAAUACAGGUUUAUUGGUCGAACCUCUGCAAAAUGCCAUCGUAUCCACAAUUUUUUUUACAAAUGACUUGACUGAAAAUGUUUUAAAAGAAGCUUUAGCUGUAGGAGCUAAUCUGAUAAUAUCAUACCAUCCACCUCUUUUCACUGCUUUUAAAACCCUUGGUUGUGAAAACUGGAAGGAUCGUAUAAUAAUGACAUGUAUCGCAAAUAAUAUAGCCAUAUAUUCACCUCAUACUGCAUGUGAUGCUGUUGAAGGAGGAGUUAAUGACUGGCUGUUGAAAUGUUUUGAUUUAAUAAAUGUCUCACCUAUUAAACAAUCUGCUGAUGUGAACAGUCAUAUUAUUGAAUGCAUUACCUUAGGUGAUAUUUCUUUUGAUUCCCUAUUAGACAGAGGUGCAGAAUUUGAAGUUUUAUUGACAAGCUGCUAUGGAGAUAAGAAAUGUUUCAAAAUUCUAACCAACUCAAAAUAUUCUGCUAUGGUCUCUCAAAUACUUUUAGCAAACUCUGCAGUUCUCACAGUUAAUAGCAAUCAAUGCACACAACUAAAACAUUCCGAGUUGACAGGUAUGGGAAGAAUAGGAAAAAUGAAGAAACCUUUGAAAUUAAGUGAUUGCAUCCAGUUAGUAAAAAGCCAUUUAAAAUUGAAAAACAUUCGUUUUGCAUUAGGAGUUGAUUGUACACUUGAUACAACAAUAACCACUGUAGCUGUCUGUGCUGGUUCAGGAGGUAGUUUAUUAAAAGGUCUUCCUGCAGAUUUGUACAUCACUGGAGAAAUGUCGCAUCAUGAGCUGCUAGAUGCUAUUCACAGAAAAACAAGUGUGAUUUUAUGUGAGCAUAGUAAUUCAGAAAGAGGAUAUUUAGUAGAAUUGGUUGACCAACUGCGUCCCAUGCUAAAAGGAAUUAAUCUCAUUGUAUCUGAAGUUGAUAAAGAUCCAAUUGCCAUUAUUUGAUAAUAAAAUAUCUUCAGAUGUUUGAA